GAGGAGGUUCUGUUCGUUCGGCGUCUGUAUACGGGCCCGAAUCGACCAAAUUGGCGAUAGCGGGACGUGACAUAUAUUGUCUCGACAAAAAUACACUGCUGACUUGUUAUCUCGUGCUGAGCUCAUUGAUACUGACUCUGUGAGUACUCUUAUGCAAAUCCACCAAAAACUAACUCCAACUAUGGGCGAACCUCUCACUAAUCCUACACGUUAUCGUGAGCUAGUUGGUGCAUUAGUCUAUCUCACUAUAUCUCGCCCCGACAUUGCUUAUGUGGUUCAUAUUGUUAGUCAAUUUAUGCAGGCGCCUACUUCUGUUCACUAUGCUGCUCUUUUACGUAUCUUGCGCUAUUUGCGAGGAAGUAUUCAUCAAAGUCUAUUCUUUUUUUCCUCUUCCAAGCCUCAACUUCGUGCCUAUUGUGAUGCUGAUUGGGCUGGAGAUCCUACUGAUCGUCGGUCUACGACUGGCUAUUGCGUUUUCUUUAGGGAUUCUCUAAUUUCUUGGCGUUCAAAGAAACAAGAUAUUGUCGCCAAAUUUAGUACGGAAGCUGAAUAUCGUGCUAUGUCCUCUGCCGCCUCAGAAAUUGUAUGGCUUCGCCGACUCCUUGGUGACCUCGGUGUCCAGUGCUCUACUUCAACACCUUUAUACUGUGACAAUCAAAGUGCUAUCAAAAUUGUGAAUAAUCCUGUCUUUCAUGAACGUAUUAAACAUAUAGAAAUUGAUUGUCACUUUGUGCGCCAUCAUUAUAUUAAUGGAACGAUAUCUCUGCCGUUCGUUCCCUCUACUCAACAACUUGCUGAUUUUUUCACCAAAUCUCAGACUACUCAACGACAUCAAUACUUUCUAUCCAAACUCUCAGCGUUUACUCCACCUUGAGUUUGCGGGGGGUUGUUACUUUAUAUAAAUAUUUUCCUUAUUUCCUUAUUUCUUUUCUUUUACAGGAUAUUAGACAUUCCUUAUAUUAUUGUAUACUAUAUUAGUUUCCUUACCAAUUCAUGAUUCACCAUGUAUUAGCUUGACCUCUCUUUAUAUAAAGAGGUUUUUUGUAAUUUAUCAAAUAAGAAAGAAAAAUAUUUCUUCUCCAAUUAUCCUUUGUUUUCAUAGUAUAAGAGAGCGACUAGCUUAAUCCGCAAAAGCUUGUCGUCACAAGCUUGCCGUCGGUUUCUCUCGACCUGGUUCUAUCACGACAUCCGCACCUCCAUCGAUGCCGCUUGUAUAGGUUCCUACAUCGGCACCUCCAUCGAUGCCACCUGUACAGGUUCCUACACCGACUAUUGCUCAGCUCGAUGUUAAACUCUCCGAGCUUAAUUAUCGUGAACGGUCGGUGUCCAUUCAACUCUUGUUUGAUGCUCUCAAUCUAACUGGACAUAUUGAUGGUGCUGGUCCACCAACCAAUGAUUCCAAACUCAAAGACUGGCUUGUUGCUGAUCGACGUGCUCGUGGAAUUAUUUCUACAUCGGUAAACAUAGACAUUCGGAUGCAGCUUAUCAAUUUGUCCACCGCUCACCAGAUGUGGUCUCUUCUUCGGCAGAUGUAUGAGCAGUCUAGUUAUGCUCAAUCGUAUGCUGAGUUUCAAGAGAUCUCCAUGGCUUAUCAAGGUGAGCGUAGUAUCCAAGAGUUUUACAGUUUUAUGCAGGCUCGUUGGCGUCAACUAGCGACUAUGGAUGAACACUUGUGUCGCACUUGCUCAGCUUGUUAGUAUACUGUCAAGCAAAAGCAGGUGCGUGAUCAACAACGAUUGUUCUAGUUUCUUAUGUGCCUACGACCUGAGUUUGAAGCGUUACGUGGCCAACUACUCUAUCAAACUCCCUUCCCUACUAUUGAUGUGGCUCUCGCGGAACUGAUUGCCGAGGAGACACGUCUUCAAGUUUUGAGUUCCUCUGCUUCUGCAAUACCUAAUGUUCUUGCUGCUCAUUGUCCUACCAAUCCACCUCCUGUGCCAGCGCCUACUUCUCAUCAUCAACCGCCUUCUAAUUACAUUCCAAAUCCUGGUACUAGAAAAGACAAACAGAGCAUCCAAUGUCGUUACUGUCAUCUUUGGGGCCACUCAAUUCAAGAUUGCCGAAAAAAGAAAUGGGCAGAUCAGCAUUUACGAUCCUCUCAUAAUAUGCCUACUAUUGCAUCUGCUCCUUUUGUUCCUCCGGUCAACAACGCGUCAUCUACAGAGCAGCAACCUUCAACUAUUCAAUUGAGUAUUCCUCAACUACUGCAGAUGUUUCAGCAACACCAGUUGACUCCAUCCACUUUGUCAGGGCAGUCCUCCUCUAUCUUUCCAAUCUACACCAUCAAGUUUUGGUAUGACUGGUCCUGGAGGAUCGUCGGACCGGGACUUUGAUUGGACAGGGUCAUAGACGUGACUGCCUGUACUACAUGGACUAUCUGCACCUUCCUACUAAAAUUAACUUAGCAAAUAUUGCUACAACUUCAAAUUCUGAUUUAUGGCAUCGUCGUCUCGGUCAUCUCUCUUCUGAUAAGUUUACAGUUUUAGUUCGUAGUGGUGUAUUAGGCCCUGUUUUUAAUUCUGAAUCCGUUUCUUGCAUUGGAUGCAAACUUGCUAAACUUUCCAUUAAACCUUUCCUGCUAGCAAUUAUGUUUCAAGUGCACCAUGUGAUCUUAUUCACUCCGAUGUUUGGGGACCGGCACCUAUAUCAACC
Messenger RNA from Ananas comosus (pineapple), 2652 nucleotides. RefSeq lists its product as uncharacterized. NCBI's taxonomy places the organism in Eukaryota, Viridiplantae, Streptophyta, Magnoliopsida, Poales, Bromeliaceae. Gene Ontology annotation, molecular function: zinc ion binding; nucleic acid binding. The record is from RefSeq and is a predicted model, not a curated record. The coding region runs from base 1752 to 2333 and encodes 193 amino acids. The transcript has 2 exons.